UAUUCUGAACAUUGUUUUUGUUUUUAAUCUUCAUAGGGAUACUUUUCAUGUAACAUGUAAAAUUAACCUUUUGAGGCAUUGGAUUUUACGUGGAUUAAUUAAAACAAAUCAUUUAAGAAGAAUUUGUGACAAAAAUGUCGUGCUGUGGAGGUGGAGAAGAAGACGUUUACAGUGGCGGCCCACCGUCCAAUCAGAAUACAGCUCCUCCUAGAGCUGGCAAUCCAUAUGGUGGUGGUACUGGUGGCGCAAGUGAAAGAGGAGAGCCAAGGAGUGCUGCAAGAGGUGGAACUCCUCAGAAAGUAUUACCAAUUGAGGCACCAGUUUUCACCUUGGAUGAGCUUAACAGAUUGACUGGAAACUUUGGACAGAAAGCUUUGGUUGGAGAAGGAUCUUAUGGCCGCGUUUUUUGCGCUAAACUAAACGAUGGCCAACAAGCAGCAAUCAAGAAAUUGGAUACUAGCUCGUCACCGGAACCAGAUUCUGAUUUUGCUGCUCAGUUAUCAAUGGUUUCAAGACUUAAAAAUGACCAUUUCAUGACUCUGAUGGGCUAUUGUCUCGAGGGGAACAACCGUAUAUUAGUCUAUGAAUUCGCAACAAUGGGAUCUUUACACGAUGUGUUACAUGGUAGAAAAGGCGUACAAGGUGCUGAGCCAGGUCCAGUUCUUACCUGGAGUCAGAGAGUUAAAAUUGCUUAUGGUGCAGCAAAAGGCCUCGAAUAUCUACACGAAAAAAUUCAGCCGCCUGUAGUUCAUCGUGAUGUCAGAUCCAGCAACGUGUUGCUCUUCGAUGAUUUUACAGCAAAAAUUGCUGAUUUCAACAUCUCGAAUCAGUCUUCUGAUACAGCAGCGCGUCUGCAUUCCACUAGAGUUUUGGGAACUUUUGGCUACCAUGCUCCAGAGUAUGCAAUGACAGGACAAAUCACGCAGAAAAGUGACGUUUAUAGUUUUGGCGUUGUUCUCUUAGAACUGCUGACAGGAAGGAAGCCAGUAGAUCAUACAAUGCCCAAAGGGCAACAGAGUCUUGUCACAUGGGCAACUCCAAGAUUGAGUGAAGACAAAGUGAAGCAAUGUGUUGAUCCCAAACUAAAUAAUGACUAUCCUCCAAAAGCAAUUGCUAAGUUGGCAGCUGUUGCAGCACUUUGUGUUCAAUAUGAGGCCGAUUUUCGGCCUAAUAUGACAAUUGUUGUCAAAGCACUGCAACCACUUCUCAACUCAAAGCCAGCAGGACCAGAGUCUCAAGCAUAGUACAUUUCUGGUUUUGGAACCAGCAGGGCUAAUUCUUCGAGAAAAACUUCCUCACGCUCGGUGUUUAUACCAUACUAUAUUUUCCAUGGUUAAAUGAUAAGAAUAAGGUAAGAAAACGUGUUGGUUAACCAUGGUUAAGUGAUAAAAGUGUAUGUAGAAGUUAUUUGUCAUGUAUUCGCUCGACUGUUGUAAACACCGGGUGUGGUGAGCUUUUUUUUCCUCCUUUCUGAUCCUAAAUGUAUUUUUUCACAAUUAGAAAGCUUGAAAGAACUUUUGACAAAAAUUCUCAUAGCUAGGUUAGUAGUGACAUGUUGUUACUGGAUACAAAUACCAGUCUUUAUACCUUUUGGGAGUUUUGUAUAAAUAUAUAUCAGUUUCUGAUUGAACAAGAACUUUCUCAAGCCAAUAUCCUCGAAAUGCAAUUGAAGAGGAAAAUAUUUUCUAUAUUAGCAAGGGACAUUGAAGCUUCAAUUUGUAAUUGUUGAAUUAAUAUGGAUUCAUUUGAUUUAUAUACCUUGACGG
Molecule: messenger RNA, 1766 nt
Organism: Lycium ferocissimum
Lineage: Eukaryota; Viridiplantae; Streptophyta; Magnoliopsida; Solanales; Solanaceae
Product: probable protein kinase At2g41970
Exons: 7
Coding region: 135-1244 (369 amino acids)
Biological process (GO): protein phosphorylation
Molecular function (GO): ATP binding; protein tyrosine kinase activity
Source: RefSeq, a predicted model, not a curated record